Zychaea mexicana is the source of this 3311-nucleotide messenger RNA. Its product is annotated as Sec8 exocyst complex component-specific domain-containing protein. The coding region runs from base 110 to 3277 and encodes 1055 amino acids. NCBI's taxonomy places the organism in Eukaryota, Fungi, Mucoromycota, Mucoromycetes, Mucorales, Lichtheimiaceae. The record is from RefSeq and is a predicted model, not a curated record. Gene Ontology annotation, cellular component: exocyst. The transcript has 27 exons. Gene Ontology annotation, biological process: exocytosis; Golgi to plasma membrane transport.
CGGGAACUCAACAGGUUGUGCAACCAACACGUUUCUUUUCUCUCUCUUUCUCUUUGUGUGUGCUGUUCCGCUUGCUUCAUUUUAUUAACUCUGUUCAUCACGAUCACCGAUGGACCCUUACAGUCAAUAUCCUCCAACGAGAAACCAUGGGUACCUGAAUGGCAACGAUUUAAAUGACAAUUUUUCCGAAAUUGAAGCUGUGCUGCAGGAAAUCCAUAAUGGGUGGGACUUUAUGCUCGACGACAAUUUCGAUCCUGUAACUCUGGCCCUAGCACUUAUGGAUGACAGCUCGGUUGGAAAAGAAAAGGAUUACAAGACGUUCCGUAGAAUGCUGAGGAACUUAGACACCGCGCUUGAAGCAAUUGUGGAUGAUUACUAUAAGGGGUUUAAUAAUUCAAUUGGCACAUUCGGUGGCGUGUUACAACACAUAAACGAUUCACAGGAUCGUGUGGCACAAAUGAAGAACAGUCUACGCAAAUGUAAAGGAGAGUUGCUCGAAAAACGCACCGAUUUAUUGAACAUGUGGCAUAAAAGCGAACAGCAUAAGGAGAUGCUAAACCUCCUGGAAACCAUCGAAGAGAUACGGUCGACGCCCGAAAAAGUAGAGCGGAUGAUGAAUAGCAAGCAUGUCCUCGGAGCUGCAGAUCUACUGAUGCGAUCGACCCGUACUAUUAACAGCAAAGAAAUGAAACAGAUUGGAGCUUUGGAUGACUUGCGACGAACAUUGAAUGGUCAAAAAAACACACUUUACGAUCUUUUAAUCGAAGAGCUCCAUAACCACCUUUAUCUCAAGAGCUCGUUUUGCGACAAUCGAUGGGCUGCUUAUGUACCAGAACAGCAAUCAUUACCCAAGUCGGAUCUCAAGCCAAGAAGUUUUACUAGCUUGUCUCAGCAAGAUGCUGAUGCAGCGAAUGGCAAAGCAGAAGAUAUGUUUGCGGUCGAUGAGAAUGCUAUUCUGGUUGAAGAUACCGAGAAAAAUCCAGAAACGGAUUCUUAUUAUUACAUGGAAAUCAUUAUGGAAUCGUUGGCAAUAUUAGGGGAUAUCCCACCAGCUAUGGAGACCGUCAAAGAACGAUUACCAUUGGAAAUUCAUCGACUUGUGGACAAAACGAUCAAUGACGUGGAAGAAAGACGUACUGCUGCCAACAACAAAGAAAAACCGGACAGAAAACCUGGAGACGCUUCAGAUAUAUAUUGCCUCGAUAGAGCUAACAAUGAGGCACGCAAUGAAAUUCUCAAAGAUUUGCUGUGGACUUUGUAUUCCAAGCUAGAAGCAGUGCUUCGUGGAUUCAGGUUCACAGAAACAUGUGCUCGACGGAUUAAGAAGAGAUUAAUUGCAGCUCGAGAAUUCGAUGGCACCCAAGAUACCUUCCGCAUAUACCAUUUCCAUGAAAUAUGGAGACCUGUGCAAGCAGAGAUCCGUACUCUUCUUCAAGAUUACUUGUCCAUUCAGGAUCGCACCUUACAAAAGAAAACGAUAGACAUCAACAUGUUUACGUUCUCUCGUGACAAAUCGCAAUCUCUCUUUUCGUUUACGGAAAGUCCUCAAGACAAAGAGCUCGAUCAAGCGUACUCAAAGGUUCAAACCAACCUGUAUGCUUCCUUGAAAAAGCAGGUGUCUGGAUCCAAUAAAGGUUUUGCAAAGCAAGAUUCGCUGCUUCACUCGAGCAUCAUUGACAAAUACGCGAGCGAUAUGGCAUACAGAGGUCACAAGUUGCUGAUCAAGCCUGAUGCUUAUAACGUCAGUGUAUUGCUUCAGCCUACAAUGGCUUUCCUAGUACGACUUCGAGAAGUGUUCCCGAGCUACGAUGAAAAGAAUGCUGAAGGCUUUGGAAGCUUUUUGGAUGACUUUGCCAUCAAUGUGUUCUUGCCUCAAAUCGAAGAAAAAGUCAUGCAAUUGAUUAGUCACGCUACUGUAGGCAUGGAUGCCUUUCAAGACGACCGCAACUACAAAAAUUUGUCCAAGUAUCCAAUUGUCAAGAGUGCUGUUGCAUUGAUUAGUUUAAUCCAAAGCUUGUGCCGCACCAUGCAUUCCAUGCCUUUCCACACCGAAGAAUACAUUCGCAUGGUUGAGGUUGUUUUACUCAAAUACUAUGAAAAAUGCUACCAGCGCUUCUAUUCUACCGUUGCCCGAGGUGGAUCAUCCGAUAAUGGAGAAAAGAAGGAGGAUACACCAGAGAUGGAUAUCAGUACUAGCGGCGACUGGGCUCAAGAUGAGAGUUUAAUUGCAUUAUUGGCGCAAAAUCCUUAUUUUAAUGAUGACACGCGCGCUGACUUUGAGUUUGUCAAGGCUCUUAACCAAGCGGAAAUAACUAUGGAGUUCAAGCUUAAAGAAGAACGCACUUUCGACACUGAAGAACUUAUUUUCGAAUCUAAACGCCUGGUUGCGCUUGGUCGAUUAUAUCACAGUUUGAAAUGGUUUGUCCGCGAGAUUUGGGAGCUGCGUAUGCCCAAUCAACAGCUGAAGCUCCCAUCCUUACCUUCCGGAAGCUUUGGCAAAGACAACUUUGAAAAUGAGUGUGGUUUAACAGAGAGCGCAAGUUCACGCCGGUGGUCUUUGGCUGGCCAUAACAAAGGCUCAAUGCAAGAUGAUUAUGGGCCAGUGCUAUUACCUCUCAAAGAUGAAGCUGCUCGACGCUUCGACACACUUUUGACAACCUACCAGCAAUUAGCAGAAACAUGUCUUUUCACCCUGAGAUUGGAGAACCGAUGUCAUGUUAUCUAUUAUCUUGAAAUGGCAAUGCAAGAGGGCAAUUACUAUCUAGAAGACGAGACAUACGAACCUGAUCCGUAUAUUAUUACGCUUAAUCAAGACUUGGUCGAACUGGAUGAUUGCAUAACCGCAUCGCUGCCACCCAAAGACGAGCUAUUUGCUUUUGAUGGUCUACCAGCAUUGAUUGUCCAUAUUUUGAUCAGUGAAGCAAGCCAUAUCAAACGGAUGAAUGUGAAUGGUGUGCAAAAGAUGAUGCGCAACGUUUUAGCUCUUCAGCAGAAUCUAGCAAACUUUGUGCCACCCUCUCAGAACUCUGUGAUGGAGCGUGCAAGAGAAUAUUAUCAGUUAUUUAAUUUGAGCAGCGAGGGCCUGAUACGCAGCAUCAGUGAAAAUGGACCAAAAUUUACAUUCGACGAAUAUCGCAUUAUCCUUGGUCUUAUCCAUGAUAUCAAGAAAGGAAACGAGGAUGACACAGAGUCAGCUGAGGAAGAAGAUGCAUCAAAUGACGACUAUAGCGCAUGGUUGCUAAAGUUGGACGAUGUCAUGGCAAAAUACGAAAUCUAAAACAGUCAAUGAAGCAAAAUACAAUUAUUUAAGG